Ceratosolen solmsi marchali is the source of this 1663-nucleotide messenger RNA. It is a transcript of the gene Aldh, whose product is annotated as Aldehyde dehydrogenase. NCBI's taxonomy places the organism in Eukaryota, Metazoa, Arthropoda, Insecta, Hymenoptera, Agaonidae. Bases 16 to 1551 code for a protein of 511 amino acids. Gene Ontology annotation, molecular function: oxidoreductase activity, acting on the aldehyde or oxo group of donors, NAD or NADP as acceptor. The transcript is spliced from 8 exons. The record is from RefSeq and is a predicted model, not a curated record.
UUUUAAUCGGGUAAUAUGAUUAAAUUAAUCUCCAAAAAAUUGAAUUUCGUACGACAAUUCGCUACUAAAGCUAUACCUGCACCGGAAACAAAUCCACCAAUUUUAUACACCGGUAUUUUUAUUAAUAAUGAAUGGCACUUUGCAAAAUCUAAAAAGAAAUUUAAAACCCUUAAUCCUACGACAGAAGAAGUGAUUGCUAACGUUCAACACGGUAGUGCCGAUGAUAUUGAUCAUGCAGUACAAGCUGCUAAAGAAGCUUUUAAACUCGAUUCACCAUGGAGAACUAUGGAUGCAUCCAAACGAGGACUUCUUUUGAAUAAAUUAGCCGACUUGAUGGAAAAAGAUCGAACAUAUCUUGCUUCUCUUGAAACUUUUGAUAAUGGUAAACCCUAUUCGGUAGCUUAUAAUUUCGAUGUACCUGCAAGUAUUGCAACUCUCAGAUACUAUGCCGGAUGGGCUGAUAAAAAUCAUGGCAAAGUUAUUCCUAUGGAUGGUAAAUUCUUUUCUUACACUAGGCAUGAGCCAGUUGGUGUUUGUGGACAAAUCAUUCCUUGGAAUUUUCCACUCCUGAUGGCAGCAUGGAAAUUGGGACCCGCAUUAGCUACAGGAAACUGUAUUAUACUUAAACCAGCGGAGCAAACGCCACUUACAACAUUAUACAUUGCACAAUUAACAAAGCAGGCCGGUUUUCCUCCUGGAGUAGUUAAUGUUGUACCUGGAUUUGGCGAUACAGGAGCCGCUCUAGUCCAGCAUCCCGAUGUUGAUAAAAUAGCUUUUACUGGGUCUACCGAGGUUGGGAAAUUAAUUAAAGAGGGUGCCGCUAAAAGUAAUCUGAAAAGAACAACGUUAGAAUUAGGUGGUAAAUCGCCUAACAUCAUCUUUAAAGAUGCUGAUCUGGAUGAAGCCAUUGAAUCUGCUCACUUUGGCCUAUUUUUUAAUAUGGGUCAAUGUUGCUGCGCUGGAUCGAGAACUUUUGUUGAAAGUUCUAUUUAUGAUGAGUUUGUUGAAAGAAGCGCCGCUCGAGCUAAGGCUAGAAUAGUAGGAGAUCCUUUUGAUUUGCAAGUAGAGCAUGGACCUCAGAUUGAUGAAGAACAAAUGAAUAAAAUCUUAAGCCUGAUUAAAUCUGGAAAAUCUGAAGGUGCUAAGUUAGUUCAAGGUGGUGUCAGAGUUGGAGAAAAAGGUUACUUUAUUGCACCAACAGUUUUUGCCGAUGUUCAAGAUAAUAUGAAGAUUGCAACCGAUGAAAUCUUCGGACCAGUACAGCAAAUUUUGAAGUUUGAUAAAAUUAGUGAAGUAAUUAAUCGAGCAAACAAUACCGAUUAUGGAUUGGCAGCUGCUGUUUUCACAAAAGAUAUUGAUAAGGUGAAUUAUAUGGUACAGGGAUUAAGAGCUGGUGUAGUUUGGGUAAAUACAUAUAAUGUAUUAUCUACUCAAGUGCCAUUUGGUGGCUAUAAAAUGUCUGGUCAUGGCAGAGAACUUGGAGAAUACGGUUUAGAAGCUUACACAGAAGUCAAAAGUGUUAUUGUUAAAAUACCUGAAAAAAAUAGUUAAGACUACGAACUCGCUAUAUCUUUUAAAUAUUUUUAUUAUAUUUAUAAUAGCUAUAAAAUAUAUAUUUUAUAAUAUAUUUAUACUAGAAACAAAGUUUGUAAAGCCAAUAAAA